AUGUGUGUCUUCGGCCACCCGAUCCAGGACUUCAUUCCUAUUGCCCCUGGCAGAUACAAGCCACACAACACCUGGUGUGAGACCCUACAGGCAAGGGAGGAGGCCCUUCGCAACCGUCACAUGAAGGGAGUAGAACGCUCAAAGGAACACUCCAAACGGCUUCUUCCACUUGUUGUUGGCAACCACGUUCGCGUUCAAAACCAAACAGGGCCGCAUCCUCUGAAAUGGGACAAGACCGGCGUGGUGAUUAAUUACCCGAACACCCCAUCUGCCCCGUCGAUCUUGCCACCUACUGAUGUGUCUAGCGGACUACAAUCACCAUCACCGUGUCCGGUUGCGCCCACUCCGUCUCCUCGACAGCAGCCUGGGCCCAUCACUGACGCCUGCCAAUCACCGGUGACGGAUCAACCCAAUGGCUCCCGCCAACCAGACCCUGUUGAUGUCUUGUCAUCCCCGGCCGGCCGUGCUGCCCCAGCCGCGGUUCCUCGCGAAGCUUCCCCUUCGGUGCCUGCUCGACCACCUUCCCCUGCUCCAUCGCCUGAGGAUGACGGCAUCGCUCCUGCUGCCACGCCAGCUCCUUCGCCCAGGCGAUCUCUCCGUCGGGCCAGUAGACCUGCAUGGCACUCGGACUACGAGAUGUCUCCCUAA
Molecule: messenger RNA, 648 nt
Organism: Lytechinus variegatus (green sea urchin)
Lineage: Eukaryota; Metazoa; Echinodermata; Echinoidea; Temnopleuroida; Toxopneustidae
Product: vegetative cell wall protein gp1-like
Exons: 2
Coding region: 1-648 (215 amino acids)
Source: RefSeq, a predicted model, not a curated record